AUGGCUGUAGAUCAAACUGAAGAGAUGACCCCUUGCACGAGCAGAAAUAACCAAUUGGUCAUCGAUACAGGUAAUCCCCUCUACAUUCAUCUUUCGGAUAGUCCUGGCAUGACCUUAGUACCAGUUCCGUUCGACGGAAUUGGAUAUCGUUCCUGGAGGAGAAGCGUAUUGCGAGCCUUGUCAGUUAAGAACAAAUUAGGGUUUAUUAAUGGAGAGUUUAGAAAACCUAGUUCUGAUUCGCCUCAAUUCCGCCAAUGGGAGAGGUGUGAUGAUAUGGUAACCUCGUGGAUCCUCAAUUCCCUUGCUAUGGAAAUCUCUGAUAGUGUGGAGUAUGUAAAUGACUCGGUCGAGCUAUGGAGAGAAUUAGAGGAUCGUUAUGACCAAACAAAUGGGGCAAAAUUGUAUCAGAUUCAGAAAGAAAUUAAUGAUCUGUGCUGCAAUUGCACAUGUGGAGCAAAAGAAACUAUGCAUAAAGCAGAACAGGAUCGACGGCUUAUCCAAUUUCUAAUGGGAUUGAAUGAGGUCUAUACAAUAGUGCGAGGAAGCAUUCUUAUAUUGAAACCUCUGCCUUCUAUGGCACAAGCUUUCUCCCUACUAAUACAAGAGGAAAAACAAAGGGAAUUCAAGCCCAGUGGUCAACUCAGUCUAGAUUCCACUUCACUGCAUGUGAAUGCAAGUUCACAGAAUCAAAGUCCAUUUCCACAGAACCAAAGUCCAUUUGGGGCCAGAAAUUUUAAAACUCACUACACAGCUAGCAACAAUAGCAAGGGUCGUCCAUUCUGUGAUUAUUGCAAAAGACUAGGCCAUACAAGGGAAAAGUGUUACAAGUUACAUGGAUAUCCUCAAGGCAGUUCCUAUAGUAACCAAAACUACAAUCGUAAUAAUUCCAAUGUUCGGCCCUAUAAUCAAGGGAACAACCAGAACCACAAGUUCAACAGAGGAAAAGGAUCUGUGGCUAAUGUACAUGGAACUCCAGCUGACAUGAUUCAUGAGAAUGGGAAUGAAGAAGAACUACAAAAUGAUAAUCAGAAUGUCAAUCUGACAAAGGAGCAAUAUGGGCAGAUAAUGAACUUGCUACAGCAUUUUCAAGUGGGAUAUGCAGGAGGUUCCCCUAGCAACAUCAAUGCCACCACUGGCAGUGCCAACUUUGCAGGUAUUGUUGUCUGUACUUCUUCUAUUGAUUUUGACAAACCUUCAUGCGAAUGUUUUGAAUCAAAGGCUGAUCUUUGGAUUAUAGACUCAGGAGCAUCCAACCAUAUGACUUUUAACAGACAUGCACUUACCAAUAUCACCAAAUUACCCUAUCCUUUACUGAUAAGCCUACCAAAUGGAUAUAGAGUAAAGGUUCUUGAAUUCGGAGAUGUGAUACUUUCUUCAGACAUUGUUCUACAUAGGGUCCUUCAUGUCCCAUCAUUCAAAUAUAACUUAGUUUCUGUUCACUCUCUUGCAGUACACCUUAGAUGUAUUGUCUUUUUCAGUGAUGCACUUUGUCUGUUGCAGGCCCCUUCAGUGAAGAGGCCUCAGGUGAUUGGUAGUAGCAAAGGAGGUCUGUACUAUCUCUGUUCCAGAUGUUUGAAGGGUAAAAGAACUGUCUUGCCUUCUGUUGUUUCAACUUCCUAUUGCAAUUGUAUUCCGGAUCCUCAAUCUGUAAAUAGUCAUACUCAUUCAUGUCACACUCCUCAAUCUGUAAAUACUUCCAUUUCAAGCAAUAAGAAUGAGCCUUCAUAUGUGUUUGAUAAGCAUGAUGUAAAUUCUCUGUGGCACAAUAGGCUUGGUCAUGUUUCUUUUGUUAAAAUGAGAGGGAUAUCCUCAAUCCCUCUAAAAUUUGCACCAAGACAGCCAUUUAUCUGCCCUGCCUUUGUAGCCAUGAUUGAAAACCAAUUUAAUACAUCCAUAAAGACCAUCAGAUCUGAUAAUGGCUUGGAAUUCACCAGCCAUGAAGCCCUUUCAUUCUACCAAUCUAAAGGGAUCAUACAUCAGAAAACAUGUCCCUAUACACCACAACAAAAUGGUGUAGUGGAGAGAAAACAUAAAUAUCUUCUUGAAACUGCCAGGGCUCUCAUGUUCCAGUCUAAACUCCCAACUAAAUAUUGGGAAGAAUGCAUCCUAACAGCCACUUAUUUGAUAAAUAGGCUGCCAACCACUUACCUUAACAACAAAUGCCCCUUUGAGUUGUUGUAUCAAAAGAAACCUCAUUAUUCUCACUUGAGAAGUUUUGGAUGUUUAUGCUAUCCUACUUUACCCAAAAUACACAGAGACAAAUUUGAACCAAGAACUACUCCUCACAUCUUUGUAGGAUAUUCAUUUGGGACAAAAGGUUACAAGGUACUAAGCCUGGCCACCAAGAGAAUUCACAUCUCUAGAGAUGUAAUCUUCCAUGAAAAUGUUUUUCCAUUCUCCUUGGGUUCUGAAAAUACUUCCUUUCCUGCUGUUCUUAGAACAGUCUCUUAUCCUAACUAUGCUGAAGAUAGUAGUCAAGUUCUCCCUAUGAAUUUAAGACAAAGUCCUGUUAGUGUUACAUCUCCAGAGAUAGAACACCACUCUGAGACACCUAUUAAUGAUACAUCUUCUCCAAACACCAUUGAUCUUCCAUCCACAAAUGAUAACAACUUACAGUCUUCACCUAAACAUGCUCAGUCAGAAGCACCAUUUUUAAGAAAAUCCACCAGAAAUCAUCAAACUCUUGCCUACUUAAGAGACUAUGUUUACCAAUUACCCAAUAGUUCUGCUCAACUUUUCACUGUCACACAACAUUUAUCCCCUUCACUAAAAGCCCUAUUUUCCAAUCAUCAUCAUAUCACUCCUGAUGUUCUAUCUACUGAAAGUCAGCACUUGAUGCUAAAUGUUUGCCAUGAUAGUGAGCCAUCUUCAUAUGAAGAGGCAGCUCUCAGUCCUGCUUGGCAGGCUGCCAUGACACAGGAAUUUGUGGCACUUCAUGCCAACCAUACUUGGGAUUUGGUCCCCUUGCCAGCUGGAAAACAAGCAAUAGGUUGCAACUGGGUAUAUAAAAUCAAACAUAGGGAUGAUGGGAGCAUUGAAAGGUUCAAAGCUAGGUUGGUAGUAAAGGGUUACACUCAGUAG
This is a messenger RNA of Nicotiana attenuata, 3081 nucleotides long. RefSeq lists its product as uncharacterized. NCBI's taxonomy places the organism in Eukaryota, Viridiplantae, Streptophyta, Magnoliopsida, Solanales, Solanaceae. Gene Ontology annotation, molecular function: nucleic acid binding. The transcript is spliced from 3 exons. The record is from RefSeq and is a predicted model, not a curated record. Gene Ontology annotation, biological process: DNA integration. Bases 1 to 3081 code for a protein of 1026 amino acids.